Candidula unifasciata is the source of this 307-nucleotide messenger RNA. NCBI's taxonomy places the organism in Eukaryota, Metazoa, Mollusca, Gastropoda, Stylommatophora, Geomitridae. The record is from the annotation of a GenBank genome assembly.
ACUACAGGCUGAACUACAGACCGGACUAAAGGGUGGACUACUUGGUGAACUACAGACCGGACUACAGGCUGAACUACAGACCGAACUACAGGCUGAACUACAGACCGAACUACAGGCUGAACUACAGACCGGACUACAGGCUAAACUACAGACCGGACUACAGGCUAAACUACAGACCGGACUACAGGUUGAACUACAGACCGGACUACAGGCUGAACUACAGACCGGACUACAGGCUGAACUACAGACCGAACUACAGGCAGAACUACAGACCGGACUACAGGUUGAACUACAGACCGAACUACAG